This is a messenger RNA of Stylonychia lemnae, 1929 nucleotides long. The record is from the annotation of a GenBank genome assembly. Lineage: Eukaryota; Ciliophora; Spirotrichea; Sporadotrichida; Oxytrichidae.
AUGAAUACCCAGCAAUAUGAAAGAAAUUAACAUAAUCCUACCGUCAUAAGUCUAAAUACACAUACUUCGCUAGCAUCCAAAAGAAGAAGUGAUAGACCUAGCACUGCUUCAAUUGGUACAACCCAUAAAACUCAAACAAUUCAACUUAAUUCAAAGCCCAAGGAUAAUAAAUUUGAUUUUGUUUGCACAAGUGAAGCCUGCUUUAGAAUUAAGAAGAAGUUGAAUUCAAACGCCUUCGGUAAGAACACCAAAUCUGGGUCUAUCCCUUAGCAAAGUGACAUACCUCAGGGAUCUUUUCAUAAUGGAGAAAGUGAUAUAGGUCAAAUAGUAAACCAAAGAAAGUAGGUAUCUCCAAACAUGAUGCUUAAAAAGACUAAAACUCAAAAGGAGUUGAAACUUGAGAAAAAGAUUAAAGAAUUAUUUGAUAAUGAUCCCAUUGAAAUCAUCAGAUAAGCUAAAGAAUCUCCUCAAAAAAGAAAUUUUAUGACCCUGAGCAAUACGAACACCUCUCUAAAUUUAAGUACGAUUAGCAAAUAAGACAAGAUGAAGCAAGCUCUUGGCAGCUUUAUGUAUAAAAAUAUCUAAAAAGAGGCUAAAAAUGCAAGUGCUGAGUAAAUAAAAAUCCUUUCAGAUUUCAACAUACCGUUGCACAAGUAUAACAAGUUAGCUACUGAUGAUGAGAGAAAUCAUUUUUUGCUUGAAAAUAUGUCAAACUACAUGAAAAAUCUAUUGAAAUCACUAAAUGAUUUGUAGCAUGCCAAGUAAAUGAAUGAUUAUCAAAGAAUUAAUGAGAUUAAUAAAAGAUUUUAAAACGACUAAGGUCUAUAUGCUUGGCUUUAGGUAUGCACUCCUCAUACCAGUUUACACAAGAAACUAAGGAAAGCUUUAAUUGAAAAGUUCCAGAGUGAGGAUAUAGAUCCAUAUAAGAAAGAAAACAAGAUGCCAUUAGGUUUCAUAGGGGAAACAUCAGCUUAGACAUAGCAAGUUUUGAUUGAUAGCACUUUAGCCUUAAGAAGUGGUGCUGCUCUUUAGUCAUACAUUGAGCAUACCUUUGAUGAUUUCGUUACAAGUUGUAAAAAUGAGAUUGAUAUUGAAAGAACCACUAAUCAGAAAAGACUAAGUUUCUGGCAGUAUAAUAAGACUACUGCUGAUACUAUCAAACUCAUUAAUGCUAAGAAUGUGGAUAAACUUAAACCAAUGCACUCCUAAAAUGGCUCAAAAAAGAAGAAAAGACCAUAAACAGCGAGUGCCUAAAACUUGGCAUCAGAAUAGUUACUUGGCGAUUCAGAGAAUUAAGAUUAAAAUAACUAAAAUAAUAAUUAGUCGAAGAGCCAGAGUAGAAACCAGUUUUUAAGUCCUGAACUUAAGAAAUAUCUUCUUAAAAAGUAGAAACAGACCAAACGAAACUAGCUAAAUUGGAACGAUCUCUAUGAAACUAAAUUCGGAGAACAUAAAACAGAAAUGAGAAUUAGACUAGCAGAUUUAUCCUCUACUAAUUCUUGGAAUUAAGUAGUGCUCGGUUCAUUCAUCAAGCUUUUUACGAAAAAACCUAAAGUUUAAGAGCCUAACCUUAUUGAAGAAUAUAAAAAUCUAGAAUAUGAUAAAGUCAAGAGAAUUGUUUCAUCGAUUCCCUCACUUAAUGAAUGCAUUGAUAAAGACUAUUUCCAGCAAAUUAUCGACAAGAUGAACAAGAAGAAGAUAGAUUAAGUGGAAACACAUAUCUCGAAUCAAGUAAUAGUUAACUACGAAAAAGAAAAGGAAAAAUCAAAGGUAGCUAGGUUCAAAUAUCUAAAGAAGAAAGCUGAUACGAAAGGAACUAUCAUUCGCAAGCAUGAUGAUAUGCUUAAUAAAGAGAGAUAAAGUUUGCAGAGAAGAGAUGAAAACAUUAAAAGGCCUCGAAAAUAAUUAUGCCUCACUUAAAACUACUGA